Molecule: messenger RNA, 762 nt
Organism: Bacillus rossius redtenbacheri
Lineage: Eukaryota; Metazoa; Arthropoda; Insecta; Phasmatodea; Bacillidae
Product: elastin-like
Exons: 1
Coding region: 1-762 (253 amino acids)
Source: RefSeq, a predicted model, not a curated record
AUGGCGCGUGGCGCCUUAGCGCCGGCGGCGUCUGAGGUGCUGGCGCAGGCGGACACCGCCCCGGUCGCUACAUGGGCAGCUGGGCCAGGAGGCAGCGCCACGGCACGUGGAGUGUUAGCGCAAGCAGACGCCGCCUCUGUCGCUGCGUGGGCAGCUAGGCCGGGAGGCUGCGCCGCGGCACGUGGGGUGCUGGCACAGGCAGACGCUGCCUCGGUCGCUGCGUGGGCAGCUGGGCCGGGAGGCGGCGCUGCGGCAAAUGGGGUGUUAGCGCAAGCGGACGCCGCCUCUGUUGCUGCGUGGGCAGCUGGGCUGGGAGGCGGCCCCGCGGCACGUGGGGUGUCGGCGCAGGUGGACGCCGCCUCGGUCGCUGCGUGGGCAGCUGGGCUGGGAGGCGGCCCCGCGGCACGUAAGGUGUGGGCGGAGGUGGACGCCGCCUCGGUCGCUGCGUGGGCAGCUAGGCCGGGAGGCGGUGCCGUGGUGCGUGGAGUGUCGGCGCAGGUGGACGUCGCUUCGGUCGCUGCUUGGGCAGCUGGGCUGUUAGACGGCGCCGCGGCGCUUGGAGUGUCGGCGCAGGCGGACGCCGCCUCGGUCGAUGCGUGGGUAGCUGGGCCGGGCGGCGGCGCCGCGGCACUUGGCAUAGGAGGCGGUGCCACGAGCCUGCCCAAGACGUACUCAGCCAGGUGGACCGGAGGCCGACGCUCCCGUCGGGGCCGCUCUCGUGGGCUACCUUCCUCCGGGCUCGUCGGGCCUUGCUGUUCGUAG